AUGGCUGACAAAAAGAACAAGCGACCGAUGACUGCAUCGGAUUACGUCAAAAAUCAACCACAUCUCCAAGGGAAACCCUUGACUAUUCAAAACCCAUAUUCAGCCCUUGCUGAAUUUCCACCAUUAUCAAACUCAAAGGCUGUAGCCUCAGACAAAGGAUGGUUCAAUGAAUGGUGGCAUUCGUUCGGACCAUGCGACCAAAUAUACCCACCUGAGCUACUCAAAACAGCCUAUCCAUACUACCUCAAACACAUACCCAAAAAGACCUUAGGUCCUUACCAAAAAAUCAUUUUCCACGCAGAUAUGGGUAUACCAUGGAUCUGUUCGUGGUACUUCAAUCUUAUUCUAGCCUUACCUGAUAUGCCAUAUUCCCUCGUCAAAGAAUACCGAGUUAAAUGGUGGGAUAAGUACAAUCUCGAUCGUUGCUCCUUAUCCAAUAUUCAAAAAAAUUUCAAUAGUCUUCGACAAGACUAUCAUCUUGUCCAAUCUAUAUCCAAAUCUAUCCCCUUACUCACCCCUAGUCAACUCACCAAACCUUCACCAACAUCAACACCAGCCAAACCACCAAGCCCAACCAAAUCCUCAAAAUCAACAAGCUCCACCUCCUCACGGAGGCAUAAAAAAAAGGCAAAGUUACAGCAAGCCCUUCAAACACUUAAUCAGGAGCUCCUCGCUUCUUCUGAUGACGAGGAAAGUAUCCAUAACGAGGACCACUCCAACACUGAAGAAGAUCCUUUCGGUGGUCCCUUAGGUCAAGAUCUUUUUGCGGAUAUACAAUUGUAA
Messenger RNA from Arabis nemorensis, 783 nucleotides. Lineage: Eukaryota; Viridiplantae; Streptophyta; Magnoliopsida; Brassicales; Brassicaceae. The record is from the annotation of a GenBank genome assembly.